This is a messenger RNA of Colletotrichum chrysophilum, 1317 nucleotides long. RefSeq lists its product as uncharacterized. The transcript is spliced from 2 exons. Gene Ontology annotation, biological process: secondary metabolite biosynthetic process. NCBI's taxonomy places the organism in Eukaryota, Fungi, Ascomycota, Sordariomycetes, Glomerellales, Glomerellaceae. Bases 1 to 1317 code for a protein of 438 amino acids. Gene Ontology annotation, molecular function: FAD binding; monooxygenase activity. The record is from RefSeq and is a predicted model, not a curated record.
AUGGCACCCCUCGAAGUCAUAGUUGUCGGUGCCGGAUUCGGAGGCCUGUCUGCGGCAAUCGAGUGCCGGCUGCGAGGCAUGAAAGUUACUCUCAUAGAGCGAUACGUCGACUCAAACACUCGUGGAGAUAUCAUCGACUUCUUCGUCAACGGCGGCCUAGUCAUCUCUAGAUGGCAUGAGGGAAAGGUGGGCCAGGAAAUCCUGUCCAUCGGGUGCGAAUCCGACGUGCUUGAGAUGUACAAAUAUGACGGCACGCUUCUCUACCCUGUUCCCUGGUUCAUGAAAGACGAAGAUCGAACCAAAACUUUCGCUGCUCAUCGGGGCAAGCAGCAUGGCAUCUUCAUGGCGUAUGCACGCCGUCUCGGUGUCCAGAUUGAACUGGGAAAGUCGAUUGUGGAUUACAAGGAAUCCGAGGAGCACAACCAGGCGGGCGUCACGUUCGCGGACGGGAAGACUAUCUGGGCCGACUGCGUCAUUGCUGCCGAUGGCAGUCGAUCUUUCGCGCGCAAGGCUGUUCUUGGUCUCGAGAACGAAGAGGAGAAGAGCGGAUGGGCCAUCUUCAGGUCGUACUUCACCGCGAGCGAGAAAGCCCUGGCCCAUCCCGAUCUCAAGAGCUUCUUCCGCAACGGCGAGGACGUCAUCAAAGCCUGGGCCUACGACAACCUCAGCAUCCUGGCUUAUUCUUGGAACGGCGGAAAGGAGGUCGCCUGGGUCAUGAUGCACCCAGACAACAACGACGUCGAGGAAUCUUGGUCUCACAGCGUGCCCAAAUCCGCUGUCGACCCCUUCAUUUCCGUGUUCGCCCCCGAGUGCAAAGCCUUGCUGGAGUGCACCCCGCCUGAAUGCUUGAUUGACUUCAAGCUGGUUUACAGGCCUCACAUCAAGAAGUGGACGUCCAAAGGCGGCCAAAUCAUCCUCAUUGGCGACGCGGCCCAUGCUCAUCUUCCGACCUCCGGCCAGGGUGGUUCACAGGCAAUCGAGGAUGCCGUGACAGUCGCCGCGUGUCUCGGGAAGUCCGAUGGCGAUGUCAAGUUAGCCCUCGAGGUUGCCCAGAGACUGAGGUAUCACCGCGCCAACAAGUUCCACGCGAACGCUAUUGUGCACAGAGAUGCGUUUCACAAGGUUGACUGGGACACUAUCCAGGCCAACCCAAAGGAGUGGGCAAUGAAGCGGUUUCCUCGGGUCAGAGACUUUGAUGCGCAGGCUGUAGUGGAUGAAUGGUACGACAAGGUCAAAGAAGAUGUCAUCAGCGGAAAAGAGGGUACACUGGAAGAAUUGGCGAUCCCACUGUUGCCGAAGGAAGGAGUUUACUGGUAG